Paramecium octaurelia is the source of this 644-nucleotide messenger RNA. The record is from the annotation of a GenBank genome assembly. NCBI's taxonomy places the organism in Eukaryota, Ciliophora, Oligohymenophorea, Peniculida, Parameciidae.
AUGGACUCUAAAUUUGAUGGUAGUUAAGCCAAAAAAAAAUAUUCCGUAAUAACACCUGCUGUUAGGAUAGCAUUUAUACAAAGAGUUUAAUCAAAAUAGUCCACUAUCAAGUAAGCAGCUCAAGAAUUCGGAAUUAAGUUUAGCACAUCUAAAGCUAUUUUACAAACCUACAAGAGGGAAGGAAGAGUUGGUAAGAAAAAGACUAGGUCUCGACGUAGUACUUUUAAAGUUGAUUCCAAAAAGGAGGGGAAGUUCUAACAACGAAAAAGUGACCCCGUAGACCAUCCAUCUCCAUAACAUCCUUUACCUACCAAUCAAACACAGAUGAUCCUCCCAUAGGAACAAGCUUAAUAAUUUCAAAUAUUUUAAUUAGGUCCAUAAAUGAACCCAUACAUACCUCUACAAUAGUAAAAAUUUAAAUCAAAUACAUUAGAAACUUAUACUUAUAGUAAAAUCUUUUACAAAUUCCAAAUCCGUAACUGAUGUAUUAUUAUUGGUAACUUAAUAGCCUGAGAUAACAGGCUCUAUCAUAAUAAUACGGAAAGAUACUGGAUUCUAGAUUAUUGAUAACCCCUAUUCAAUCUAGUAAAUGGUUAGAUGCAAAAUUUAAUGAUAUUGGAACAACUUUGAAGGACUUUAAUUGA